Molecule: messenger RNA, 825 nt
Organism: Trichoderma harzianum CBS 226.95
Lineage: Eukaryota; Fungi; Ascomycota; Sordariomycetes; Hypocreales; Hypocreaceae
Exons: 1
Coding region: 1-825 (274 amino acids)
Source: RefSeq, a predicted model, not a curated record
AUGUCCUGCAUAUCAACAACAAUUCUCCUCCUCCUCACCACCCUCGCUUCUUCCAUCCUCGCCCGCCCUCCAGACAUUACCUUCCUCUGCAACGAAAUGCCCGAAAUCUGCACCAACAUGUGCUGGGCCGUCCGCUGCGCCCAACCCUCAUUUCCCCAAACAUUCUCUCUCGGCCUCACCCCCUACGGAUACGGCUCCUCCAACAAAACCAAAACGUCAAUCUCCGCCAGCUGCCGCGUCAACGAGCUUUGCGGCACCCAAGGCUUCAACAAAACAGGCCAUCGCGGCCUUCCGUACUGCGCCUGCAACGCGUACCCUCUGUCCGUCACCUCCGAAGGCGCUGCAUUCCAUCCGCUUCCUCAGCCUCAUCGUGUCUCGAGAUGUGUGCCUGAAGAGGAGCAGUGCCUACAGCGCAGCCAGCUGGAGCUCUUCGCGAAGCGGAUGCAGCAACGCAGUGAUCAGCAACGCAUGCGUCAGCUGUCCAUCAACUUUGGCAAUCCAGGCGGCAUCAAGUACUGCAACAACGACCCCUGUGUCAAUGACGGAUUCGAGGUCCAGGAUGGCCGCGUCUGGAGAAAGAGUCGACGCUCUGAGGAGCGCAUGUUUACCUACUACAAGACAAAGUCUGGCAUCAUCGUCGCCUCGCUUGAAGAUGUGGAUAUGCCGUCGCCGAUUAUACGCCGUGUGGGGAGUGGUGAACCGGUUCCUCCUAGAUUCAGGACUUGGUUUGAACAGGCUCAUGAGGAGACGGUGCACAUGAUGGAGGAUACCAUCGUCCAGCGACUGUCGGAUCAAUCAGUUGGUGCUCAUCCAGUGGUUGAGUAG